This is a messenger RNA of Oldenlandia corymbosa var. corymbosa, 390 nucleotides long. Lineage: Eukaryota; Viridiplantae; Streptophyta; Magnoliopsida; Gentianales; Rubiaceae. The record is from the annotation of a GenBank genome assembly.
AUGGUUAGAGGUGGAAAGCUCACCAAAUUUAAAUUACAUCUGAAAAAACUUUUGCAGUUUUUCAACCAUGGAAGGACUCCUAAGCUUAGCUCAAUUGUGGCUGCCACCAAUAACUCUAAAGAUGAUUCCAUCGCCAACUCCAUUGCUAUUAGAGCAGGCUUGCAUCCUGUCUAUGUCAGUCAGUCUCGUUGCCGAUAUCUUCUCCCAUCUGAAGUCACUGAGAACCCACUUUUCAAGGAGCUUGUGGACCGUUUCUCAAAUGACUGCAACCAGUGCAUUACAAUUGGAUGUGGGGUUGUAUUUUUCGAUCAUUUCCUUUGGAUGCUCGAGAAUGUUGAUCCUUUGACGGAGCCUUUGGAUGAUAUAGUGGACCUUUAUGCAUUAUUUUAA